Messenger RNA from Paramormyrops kingsleyae, 508 nucleotides. NCBI's taxonomy places the organism in Eukaryota, Metazoa, Chordata, Actinopteri, Osteoglossiformes, Mormyridae. The record is from RefSeq and is a predicted model, not a curated record.
GUGAUUUGCGGGCUGAAUUGGGAGGGCGAGAGGAAGCGGGGGGUGCAGCCCCGUCUAGCCGCCUCCCCGUCUAUAAAACCUCCGACACAGACUUCUGUUCCUCCUCUUUCUGUUACCUGGCUAGGGGUAGUGGCUGUGGUCGAGUGAUCGUAUAACCCUGAAACGUAACUAAUCAACAAUGGGAAAAGAAAAGACCCACAUCAACAUCGUGGUUAUCGGCCAUGUCGACUCUGGCAAGUCCACCACGACCGGCCAUCUGAUCUACAAGUGCGGAGGCAUCGACAAGAGAACCAUCGAGAAAUUCGAGAAGGAGGCUGCUGAGAUGGGCAAAGGCUCCUUCAAGUAUGCCUGGGUGCUGGACAAGCUGAAGGCCGAGCGUGAGCGUGGUAUCACCAUCGACAUCUCCCUCUGGAAGUUUGAGACCAGCAAGUACUACGCCGUUGACAAGAAGGCCUCCUCCGGUGGCAAGGUGACCAAAUCCGCACAGAAGGCCGCCAAGACGAAGUGA